Lodderomyces oxycetoniae is the source of this 435-nucleotide messenger RNA. RefSeq lists its product as uncharacterized. The transcript has a single exon. Bases 1 to 435 code for a protein of 144 amino acids. NCBI's taxonomy places the organism in Eukaryota, Fungi, Ascomycota, Pichiomycetes, Serinales, Debaryomycetaceae. The record is from RefSeq and is a predicted model, not a curated record.
AUGUUUUCUCAGAGCGGCACUAAUACGCCAGUACCUAGUUCUAAGAAUAACGCUCCUCUUCCGAUUCACGAUACGAUUUGCGAAUCGAUAACUUGGGUUAAUGAUUGGUUUUCGCCUAGUUUCAUCAAUGUUAACACGGUAAGUUUUUCUACAGAAAAUCAAGCAGGAAAUGGGUCUACUGACCCCCAGUUCAUUGGCAACAAUACUGGUCUGUCUUUGCAUUUGAAAGGAUGGUUCAAGACCAAUCAAAAUCAUAGACAAGACACACUUAAACAGGCUCCAAUUAAUAGUUGCUUUGAUUUGACAUCGAGCAAAUGGAAGUAUCUCAAAACUACAACAACAAAUGAAGAUGUUACCGAUAGCGAUGAGUUGGAUAAAGACACAGAGCUGGUUAAAAGAGAGGAUACGGCUGCUGACUUUGGAAAUACAAUUUGA